Melanaphis sacchari is the source of this 993-nucleotide messenger RNA. RefSeq names its product ribosome biogenesis protein NSA2 homolog (gene Ip259). The transcript is spliced from 2 exons. The coding region runs from base 152 to 931 and encodes 259 amino acids. The record is from RefSeq and is a predicted model, not a curated record. Lineage: Eukaryota; Metazoa; Arthropoda; Insecta; Hemiptera; Aphididae. Gene Ontology annotation, cellular component: nucleolus; preribosome, large subunit precursor. Gene Ontology annotation, biological process: maturation of LSU-rRNA; maturation of 5.8S rRNA.
ACAAAUUUUGUGAAUUUAUAAAAAUGUAAUAUACUUAACAAAAUACAUUUAAAAAAAAAAAUAAACAAAAUUCUAUUCUAAAACAAAUCAAACAUUAUUGUGAAUACUUGUUUCAAUUUUUAACAAAUAGUAAUACAACAAAAAAUAAAUCAUGCCACAAAAUGAAUAUAUGGAACGGCACCGUAAAUUAUACGGUCGCCGAUUGGAUUAUGAACAACGAAUGCGUAAGAAAGAAGCUCGUGAGCCUCAUUUACGUUCAGAUAAGGCGAAACGUCUUCGUGGUCUAAAAGCUAAAUUAUAUAACAAAGAGCGUCGUAAUGAAAAGAUUCAAAUGAAGAAAAAGAUCAAGGAGCAUGAAGAAAAAUUACAGAAAAAGAAGGAAGAGAAACCCAAAGAAGGUGCAUUACCAGUUUAUUUACUUGACAGAGAUGUUCAAUCGAGUGCCAAAGUACUUUCUAAUAUGAUCAAACAGAAACGUAAAGAAAAAGCUGGAAAAUGGGAUGUACCUAUACCCAAAGUGCGUGCUCAAUCAGAUAAUGAAGUAUUCAAGGUAUUUAGAACAGGCAAAUCUAAGAGGAAAGGAUGGAAGAGAAUGGUAACAAAAGUAUGUUAUGUUGGAGAAGGUUUUACUCGUAAACCUCCUAAGUUUGAAAGGUUUAUAAGGCCAAUGGCUUUACGUUUCAAUAAGGCUCAUGUUACUCAUCCUGAACUUAAGGCUACAUUUUGUCUACCUAUUAUUGGUGUAAAAAAGAAUCCUAAUUCUCCAAUGUAUACAAAUUUAGGAGUUAUAACUAAAGGUACUGUUAUAGAAGUAAACAUUAGUGAGCUAGGUCUGGUAACACAAUCUGGUAAAGUAGUAUGGGGAAAAUAUGCACAAGUCACUAAUAAUCCAGAAAAUGAUGGAUGUAUUAAUGCUGUACUUUUGGUUUAAGUUCUUAUGUUUAUUUGCUUCAAUUGUAAAUAAUGAAAUAAAUAUCCAUUUUAUUACACUCA